AGAAUUAUAGUGUCCCACAAUCAGCGAUCGAACAAGAAAGCAGAACGCUGCCGUAAGUCCGGUCGGUAGUUAAGGAAAGUUUUUUCAGUUUUCGAAAAUGGCCUGCUUGAGACACAUGGUAUUCGCGGCGGCGGCGGCUGUCCUGUUGGUUCACGUGUUUGGGGCGGCUACCAUGGUCAAGAGGUCGGAGACAUCAAAUCAAGAAGCUGAAUCCUGCUCUGGAAGAACGCCUUGUGGGUGGGCUAUCUACAACAGGACGACGCGAUACAUCGAGUAUUUUAUGAAGAACAGGUGCUUUUGUGACAACGAAAAGAAGUGCCUGAGAGACGACGACGACAUCUCCAUAGCGGCCUACGUGUACCGUUGCAAAGUGGAGGUACUUCAGGAGGGGAGCAAGUCAUGAUUUUCGAAUUCCCCGAUAAAAGCAUAGGGAAAAUUUUCUCAAAAUUAACCUAAACGAAAUAUUUACAAACACACACACACAUCCAAUUUAGUUCCUAGACUUUAUUUUUUGUAGAUUUAAUAGAUCCUGAAGUAGAUGCAUCUCGACUGAUCAGUGUUAAUGUAGGAUUUUUAUACAAGUAUUUUAUGUAUGUUAAGACAGCUUAUAUGAUGACCUCGACACAUCAGCUUUGUAAACUGUAUAAUCGUAACAGAAAAUUAAAAUGUUAGGUAGAUGUAAUAUAUUGGUUACAGCUUUAUAAUAUGAAUCUAUGUAUCAACUAAGAAAAAGAAAUUAAUAAAUUAAACUCAGCAGACAACCAAUUUUUUUGUAAGAUAUUAGGUAGAUAUGUAUGGUAUCAACAACGAUGUUUACAACAAAUACAUUAAUUUCUGUUAGAAAAAAUAUUUAUUAUAUGUGUUUUUGUAAUACAAUCGUGCAAUUGCAAUUUGUUCUGUUUUAUUUAUUUUUCUUAGGUGCAUAUAAGUUUGUUUUGUAAGAUCACUUGUUCUGUUUUUAAUUAUAUAGUUCAUGUUCUGUGCUUUUUAAACAUUCUUUUAUAAAAUGAUGUGUUCUGGUCUUUAAUGAGUGUAUAUUUUAGUACUUACCUUAACUUAUUAUUGAAUGUAUCAUUAUCAGAGUAGAUUAUACGGGGGGAAUUGGUUGCUAAACUACUUCUCUCAGUUUAUUUGGUAGUAUUUAGUAUUAUUUUAGAUUAGUUGAAAUUAAUAUGUCAUCAUGAUUCACGUGUCAUACUCACUUAUUGUAGCUACAUCUUACUUUCUAGUACAGUACAAGAAAAUGUCAUUAUCUUUAGAUAUUUUCUGUAAUACAUGUUUACAGUUUCUACAAUGGACCUUUCAAUGGAUUUUUAUUGUGCAUUAAAUAAAUAAUUUCUGAACAGA
This is a messenger RNA of Anoplophora glabripennis (Asian longhorned beetle), 1347 nucleotides long. RefSeq lists its product as uncharacterized. The coding region runs from base 98 to 403 and encodes 101 amino acids. The transcript is spliced from 3 exons. Lineage: Eukaryota; Metazoa; Arthropoda; Insecta; Coleoptera; Cerambycidae. The record is from RefSeq and is a predicted model, not a curated record.